AUGGUACAUGGGCAUGCAUAUAAACAUGGCCACCCCUUCGAGGCGCUCCUGGAGGGGCGGGGCCAUAAUGACCAUAAUAAUGAAGACGUGAUAGUCUACACCACUGUCGACGUAGCUGAUGACCAAACCGAAAAUGCCGACACAAAGACUGCGUCGGAAACUAGUAACAAUCUUGUCGGCGUUGGUCCGGCUGUCGCUGCUACUGCUAGCGCUACCACGACAAAGAGCGACGAGACCAAGACCACAGCCGAGGCUACGAAAACUACCGCAGAGGUCAAAACCACCACCAAAGAGGAUAAAACAAUCACUCAGGAGUCUGAAAAACAGACGACGGCGAAGGAAACCACUACCUCGGAGACUGAGAAGGCAAAGACCACAACGCAUGCCACCACGACUGAGCACACGGAGGCCAUCACCACUGCCACGGAAGAGACACGGACGGCCACGAGUGCGACUCAAACCUCCUUUGUAACUUCAACCUCAUCAACUUCGGCCGACUCUACCCAGAGUCUAGAUAGUCUUGGUCACGCUGUGACUGAUAGUGCAUCUUCCACAUCCACCAUUUCAGCUGCUUCGUCGACCUCGACAUCAGUAACUUCAGGGUCGACGGGUAUGUCCUCUGGUGCCAAAGCUGGUGUGGCUAUCGGUGUCAUUCUGGGCGUGGGCGUGAUUGCAGCUCUGAUCUUCUUCAUUGUUCGAAAGAAAAGACGGUACCAGGCGGAUGACCCUCCAAUGGAAGAGAGGUUGUUCAGCGCGCAGAACUUGCCCCCUUUCCCACAAGCCGCCAGGCCGAUGACUCCAUCGACAGCCCCCCAACUGAAAGUUCGCCCGAUCACCCAAUUCGCACCCGAUCUUAGCAAUAGUGCUUCCUUCAACUCGGCUAGUACCGCCGUUGCUGGAACAGGUGCCGGUGCAGCACUCGUUUCCCGUAACCUGACUGGUGAUAUUCCACCUCCAACUCCUCCAAAGUCUGCCGGUAUCUCCCCGAACCCCUUCACUGACCCGGUUAAUCCCUUCAACACCGGCAAUGAACCUUUCUCCGACCAGUCUCGGGUCCUGACAUCAAGUUCAGGCCCCUCAGAACCCGCAAUGGCAGCAACGGCUGCCGGGGCCGCAGCCCUGGGCGCAGCUGGUGUAAUUUCUCAUGAAUCUGACGGAGAGCAUUUAAUUCGACCGGGAUCAAUAGAAUCAGACGUCCGUCCACCAAACUCACCAAGCCCCGUUAGCGUCGAUGGUGAAUCCGUUUCAUCGGUGGCAAUGACGGCUGGCAGCUUUGCUGGAGGUGUCGCUGCCGGUGCUGGUCCGGGGCCAUUGAACGUAUACCGUGUGCAAAUGGACUACAGCCCCCUGAACGACGAUGAGCUGCCGCUCCAAACCGGUACACUCGUUCGAAUGCUUUAUGAAUACAACGAUGGAUGGGCUCUGUGCGUGCGCCUUGAUCGUUCUCAGCAAGGAGUUGCUCCUAGAACCUGCCUAUCUGCCCGCCCUGUCAAGCCCCGCCCCCGCCCACCACCCGGUGCCCCUGGCCCAGGCCCGCGCGGCCCACCCAUGAUGGGCCCUAAUGGCCGCCCAAUAUCGCCGGCAGGUCGCGGUCCCCCCUCAGGCCGAUUCUAUCCUACAGAUAUGCGACCAAGAUCACCAGGCGGUUACAAUCAACGCCACCCACAACCCGGCCGUAACAUGUCCCCAGUCGGACAGUUCCCAGUUCCUCGAUCGAUGAGUCCCGGCCCUAGAGCAAUGUCCCCAGGACCUGGACCUGGCAUGCGCCCCGGUCCUGGUCCACGGGCGAUGUCCCCUGGCCCGCGAUCAAUGAGCCCCGGCCCCUACGGCGGCCCUGGAAUGCAGCGACCCGUGAUCCCUGUCAACCAACGGCAACGCAGCAACAGUGCUGGAAAUGUAUCCCCACCCCACAUUAGUGCCAUGGCUCCUCCCCGCCCGAGUCCACUGGCAGUGGCUACAGCACAGCCUCCUGCUCCUCCUUCUCCUCCUCCUGCAGGCGAUCUACCUGAUAUACCCAGUUCUGGAUCUCCCAGCUCUGCGCCAAGUUCGCCUCCUGGAUCCCAGAUUGCCAGGAAACCCGUUCACGUGGACUUCUAG
Messenger RNA from Penicillium verhagenii, 2097 nucleotides. RefSeq names its product SH3 domain protein. Gene Ontology annotation, molecular function: protein binding. The coding region runs from base 1 to 2097 and encodes 698 amino acids. Lineage: Eukaryota; Fungi; Ascomycota; Eurotiomycetes; Eurotiales; Aspergillaceae. The record is from RefSeq and is a predicted model, not a curated record. The transcript has 2 exons.